Molecule: messenger RNA, 402 nt
Organism: Sorex fumeus (smoky shrew)
Lineage: Eukaryota; Metazoa; Chordata; Mammalia; Eulipotyphla; Soricidae
Product: ubiquitin-conjugating enzyme E2 D3-like
Exons: 1
Coding region: 1-402 (133 amino acids)
Biological process (GO): protein K11-linked ubiquitination; ubiquitin-dependent protein catabolic process
Cellular component (GO): nucleus
Molecular function (GO): ubiquitin conjugating enzyme activity
Source: RefSeq, a predicted model, not a curated record
AUGGCGCUGAAGCGGAUCAAUAAGGAACUUAGUGAUUUGGCCCGUGACCCUCCAGCACAAUGUUCUGCAGGUCCAGUCGGGGAUGAUAUGUUUCACUGGCAAGGCACCAUCAUAGGACCUAAUGACAGCCCCUAUCAAGGUGGUGUAUUCUUCUUGACCAUUCAUUUUCCUAGAGACUACCCCUUCAAGUCACCUAAGGUUGCAUUUACAACAAGAAUUUAUCAUCCAAAUGUUAACAGUAAUGGCAGCAUUUGUCUCGAUAUUCUAAGAUCACAGUGGUCUCCAGCUUUAAGUAUUUCUAAAGUUCUUUUAUCCAUUAGUUCACUGCUAUGUGAUCCAAACCCAGAUGACCCCCUCAUGCCAGAGAUUGCACGGAUCUUGAAAAGAUUAUUUCCACAAUAA